This is a messenger RNA of Gasterosteus aculeatus aculeatus (three-spined stickleback), 5953 nucleotides long. Lineage: Eukaryota; Metazoa; Chordata; Actinopteri; Perciformes; Gasterosteidae. The record is from RefSeq and is a predicted model, not a curated record.
AUGCCAAAGAACACCAAGGUGACCCAGAGGGAGCACAGCAAUGAGCCUGUCACCGAGUCGGUGGCCGACCUGCUGUCCCUGGAGCACCCCAUGGACUACAAGAGCAGCCAGAUGAGUAUGGGUCUGAGUCCCGGCUCUACUGCUCCAGUAAAGGCCCUGAUACCCUCCCCUGACCCGGACGCAGAGGACGGUCGACCGGCCUGGAACAACAAGCUGGAGUACAUCCUUGCCCAGGUGGGCUUCUCCGUGGGCCUGGGUAAUGUCUGGAGGUUUCCUUACCUGUGCCAGAAAAACGGAGGAGGUGCAUACCUGGUGCCCUACUUUAUUCUGCUCCUCCUCAUCGGCAUCCCCCUCUUCUUCCUGGAGCUGGCAGUGGGUCAGAGGAUCAGGCGUGGGAGCAUCGGGGUGUGGAACUAUGUGUACCCACAGCUCGGAGGCAUCGGGGUUUCCAGUCUGAUGGUUUGCGGUUUCGUGGGCCUCUACUAUAACGUGAUUAUCGGCUGGAGCAUCUUCUAUUUCUUCCAGUCUUUCCAGUAUCCACUGCCUUGGGCUGAAUGCCCCAUCCGCAUAAAUGGAACCCAAGCCAUCGUGGAGCCCGAGUGUGAGAAGAGCUCGGCCACCACUUACUUCUGGUACCGGCAGACCCUCAACAUCACCAGCAGCAUCGACGACACGGGCGGCCUGAACUGGAAGAUGGUCCUUUCCCUGCUGGUGGCUUGGAUCUUGGUCUGCCUGGCUGUCAUCAAGGGCAUCCAGUCCUCUGGGAAGGUGAUGUACUUCAGCUCUCUGUUCCCGUACGUGGUGCUCUUCUGUUUCUUGGUGAGAGGGUUGAUGCUAAAGGGCGCAGUGGACGGCAUUGCUCACAUGUUCACACCAAAGUUGGAAAAGAUGUUGGAGCCGCAGGUGUGGAGAGAAGCAGCCACGCAGGUCUUUUUUGCUCUGGGUCUGGGCUUUGGAGGCGUCAUUGCUUUCUCCAGCUACAACAAGCGAGACAAUAACUGCCACUUUGAUGCAGCACUGGUUUCCACCAUCAACUUCGUGACCUCCAUCUUGGCCACUUUAGUUGUGUUUGCCGUCCUUGGGUUCAAGGCCAAUGUCAUGAACGAGAAGUGUGUCGUUGAUAAUGCAGAGAAGAUUCUGGGCUUUUUAAACACAGGUGUGCUGAGCAACGCGCUCAUCCCUCCCCACAUCAACUUCUCCCACCUGUCCACCGUGGACUAUGCAGAGAUGUACACUGUCAUUAAGACGGUGAAGGAGGACAGCUUUGGACAACUGGGCCUGGACGCCUGUCUCCUGGAGGACGAACUCAACAAGUCGGUGCAGGGCACCGGUCUGGCAUUCAUCGCCUUCACGGAGGCUAUGACGCAUUUUCCUGCCAGUCCCUUCUGGUCUGUCAUGUUCUUCUUCAUGCUGAUUAACUUGGGCCUGGGAAGCAUGAUCGGCACCAUGACUGGGAUCACCACACCCAUUCUGGAUGCUUUCAAGAUCCGCAAAGAGAUCCUGUGUGUGGGUUGCUGCAUCAUAGCCUUCCUGCUAGGCUUGCUGUUUGUGCAGCGUUCAGGGAACUACUUUGUCACCAUGUUUGACGACUACUCCGCUGGUUUGCCGCUCACUGUGGUGGUGAUCCUGGAGAACAUCUCUGUGGCCUGGAUCUAUGGCACUAAGAGGUUCAUGCAGGACCUGGAGGACAUGCUUGGUUUCAGGCCAUACUCAUUCUAUUACUAUAUGUGGAGAUACGUGUCGCCAGCGGUGUUGGUGGUUCUGAUUAUCGCCACAGUCGUCGAGAUGGCCAUCAGUCCUGCGGGAUACAACGCCUGGGUGGAGGCCGAGGGCGCAGAGCGUUUCCACAGCUACCCUCCCUGGGCUUUAGCCAUGGCCUACUCCCUCAUCGUGGCGGCAAUGCUGCCUUUACCCCUCGUCUUCAUUGUCCGCCACUUCAACCUGAUCUCGGACGGCUCCAACAAGCUGUCCGUCUCCUACCGUAAAGGCAUGAUGAAGGAAAUCUCCAACCUGGAAGAGCAGGACGAGCAGCGCUUCAUCCUCAACAAGAACCCCAGCGAGGCUCCUUCCCCGAUGCCGGCCCCACGCGCCUACCUGGGCCCCGGCGGCGCCCAGGAGAUGAUCAACACCAACUAUGGCACCAGCACUAAGACGGGCUACCAGAACAUCGGCUCGCCCGAGUCUGAGCUAUGAUCCAUUGAGCACAGAGAUCCUCCCGCCUGUUAAACCCCAGGCCUGCUCGGGGAGAGGGAGACAGGGGAAGUCAGGGAGGAACAGAAAAAGUCAAAAAGGGAGAGAAAAUUCACUGCCGGUUGUUGCAGCGUUCUUCACACCUUAACCCGCCAGAGCUGAGUCCCUCUUUCCUGCCUAUUUUCUGCCCCAAUGCUCGUCACCUUCCACUCCAUAUGAUCCGUGCUGCCAAAUGCCACCUGAAAUGAGAGUCCCACCAGAUCUGACAACCCUUUCCAUCCGCCAAUUUAUUAAAGGGGCAGAGACAGAGGGACUGAUACAAGAACGGAGGCAGCAAUGAAAUGUCCACUGAGGGCUUCAGCACGGGCUGGUUUGUCACAAGCUGUGGGCGAGGUUAAGAUGUGUGCAGCGCUGAAAUGCUUCACGUGGUGCUGAACCGUGUGUCCACCAGUGUGGAGAAGGUUAUUGUUUGAGACAGAUGCGUGUCUCUGGAUGUGGGAGCUCAUCGUCUCUCUCGUUGUAGAGGAUUGCUCCGCGCGGGGAUGGAAGGAGACUGAGACGAGGAAAAUAGUUCCAUGCUCUGCGUCACCGUGUGAGAAAACCUCUCAUUUAGAAAACAAAAUGAUCACAAAUGCAUCCAUAACAGUAAUUAAUAAGUGAUUCUGAUACUGUCAACAGUGUUUCAAGCACAUUACAUCUUUAUUGUGCCUAUCAUGCAUCAGCAAUAAUAACCAGUCAGUCCUCGUAAAACCGUUGAUCUCCUUCUAUCCCUACUGUUCCCACUAAUGUAGAAUAUUAUACAUAUGUGUUGUGCAAUAGUCUGAGAUGUCACCGUGAAUUGUGUAUAUACACCACAGUAGUGCAAAAUGAGGGGAAGCCUUUCACCUCAUCAUUUCUUCUUGGUGAACACCGAAGCACAGCGUCCUGUUAUUGUUUUAGAGCAUCUCUGAGCCAUUACACAGAGCGACAUUAGACAAAGCUUUUCCUUUUGAAUCAAUCCUUUUAAUGAAGCAAUCCCACUUAAGUAGACGCCUUGGAAGUGCAGAGGUGGUAGUGAAGGUGCAGCGACGGGCAAGGGAGGCUUCACAGGCGUCUGUCUGUUGGUUUGAUGCGUGCAGACGUGCAUGUGCAUGUGCGUGUGCGCGUCAGCGUGUUGUCUGCCGCUGAAUGAGAGCUCCUGGCGACCCGGCCGCUGUAAAAAUAGAGCUGCGUCGCCCUGGGGAAGCCGUGGCCGCGCACCAUAGAUACAGUUCCUGUUGCUGCUGUCCAUGUUGAGGAGGAGGAAGAGAGCACCUUGUUUUCAACCCGCACGGCUGAUUAGUCUGCAAUACACAGAUGAGGAGUUUUAACGUUACGGUCCUACAAAAAUAGAUCUCCGAUGUUACAUUGCAUAAAAUAAAAAGGUCCAGUUUCGUGCAGCGCUUUGGAUUAAUCUUCAUCCAUACGUCAUCCCACCUGAGGAAGAUUUAAUUGUUUUACAUUCCUUUAACUUCGACCCCCUGAGACAUUUCAUGAGCACUAUAAUUUACACUUUGUUGUAUUUUUGUGAACUGAGGAGUGAAAACCUUUUUAAUGUUUUAAAUGUGUGAUCCUGUACGUUUAGGGGUGUACUGUGUGUGCUGUGAUAUAAAGGUUUGGGAUGAAUGGUAAUAUACAGACUUGACCACUGGGUGUCUCUGCCGGCCAGCGGAGACACCCAGUGUCUCUCCGCCCUGAGACAACAAGCACACUUCAGGCUCAACAGAUGUCGCGUCAAGCACAGUCAGACACAGCGUUUGGUGGCCGAACAGCAUCCCUGUUGUCGGUUUGCCUGGUGAUUUUGUCAGUUAGUUUUCCUCGGUGGUGAGUUUGGACCGAUGUCUUGUCUCAUUGACUUGAGCACUUUAGUAACUUAUAGACCCUGGAGUAAUUUGUUAUGUACAGUUUUGAUGAAGGCUUUGUUGUUACCCUUAAGAAUGCUGAACAGAAAUGUAUUGGCAAAGAGAGGAAGAGGGCUGCACAUCCAAAAAUGGCACAAAUAUACUUAUGUAUCACAAGCUACUUUGCUAAAAUCUCGUUUGUUUGGCAGAUCAGGUCAUUUUAGCAUUGAAGAAGUUGUAAUGUUUACUCUUAUGAUGUGAAUUAAUUUGGUUUUCUCCUUCCUAUCUUACAUAAUGAAGAAUAACCCCCAUUUGUUGUUUUGAAAUGUGGUCAUGUGACCUGUUUCAUGGCUCGUACAUCAGCCUGUAGUAGGUGUGACAUAUUGUGUGAUAUGUACUUUUGUGUGUACUGAAGUAAUUGAUCGUAUAAUUCCGUUACACCUCCACAUUAUCUACUGCCCCUCCUGUCUCUGAUGAUAUCGUAUGUUCUUCAAUACUGCUUCAGGUUCUGUUGCCACACAUUUUGUAAAUAAUAAGCAAAGAAGAAAAGAGUUAGUAAUGCCAAUGACUAUGUGAACAACUGUUAAAACAAAACAAUAGAACACAGAGGGGAUCUGUAACGUGGAAAUGUGUUGCUCUGCAUCCUGAAUGUGUCAGGAUAAAUGAACACGUAAACGUGCCCCAGCUGGGUAUUAACCUAUUUAGUCAGAAAAAAUACUUUGUUAACAUGUACAAGAAACCAGACGUUUUUGGUCAAUGGGCUUUUGACAUAAACGCCGAGUACAGGUGGAGGUUUUCAUCUGUACUCACCUGCUCUGGCUUGAAGAUGAAGCAAAUCGGUAGAAGCACAGGACAGUGAGCACAAUGGAGCAAGCUCCAGUCAAUGAGUUCAGAUUAGGCCUGCGGGGAUGAACUUGAUGAUGGGUCAUAUUCCUUCAUCCUCCUGGGAGUCACCAGAGUAUCUGCACACUUAGAAGAACUCCAAACUUCACAAGAAACUAAACUCAGCACAAUAAUGAAAUGAGAGCGUUAGGAGGGAGCACAAUCAACAUUGUAUAUCGUCUCUAAGAAGCAGGAUUCCUUUGUUUUUUAUUCCCCUGGCCUAAACACUGUUGAAGUACUCUUCACAGUGGAUAUCUGAUUUUAUUAUUACUGUAAAAACAAAGACUCCAGGGUCUCGUUGUCUUGUCCAAGUGUCAUUGCUUUAAUGCAACUGGUAGAGGUUUACUCAGUUGAAUUACUGUGAUUAAAACAAUAAUAAUAAUAGUGUAUUUAUUUAACCGUGCAAAUAGUCUUUCUGUGACCAAACCAUAGUUAUAUUUAUAGUAUUUAAGACAAUGUGUGUAAUCUGUACAUAUUGAUGUACAUUCUGAUAAAUUCACACAGAGUAUCUACAGUAAGAGUGACAGGGUGUAUACUUGAGCUGUAAAUAACAAUUGUAUAUUUUGAGAUAUUUUCUGAUUUUUGUAAUGUUACUUUGGUGUCUGUAAGUUGUGUGGUUGUUCUCAAUCAAAAUAGAUGAGUGACUGUGCUUGUGUGUGAGUGCGUGUGUAUAUAAGUGUGUGUGUGUGUGUGUGUGUGUGUGUGUGUGUGUUUGUGUGUGUGGGAGAGUAUAUUUAGGUUUUUGGUGUUUAAAUGUAUUCUUUUUUUUCCUCUCUAAGUGUUGUGAGCUGCUGAUCGAAUUCAGAAGGAUAAAUCCUGUUGUUACAGUAAACUGGAAGCACUGAUGUAAACAAUCUCUUCUCUGUGUUUCUCAUUGGAACUGCAGCAGCUUCCAGCACAAAACUGAAAACGCAAUCAGAAGAAAAUGUCUGGUGAGAAAGACACGGAGGUUUUGGGGUUUAAGAGUGUGGAACAUGAUGGAGCGAACAGAAAAUAAUAUUAAAGACUUUUAUCAAACAGAA